GUCUCCCUCCCGCACGCACCCGCGCGCCCGCCCCCUCCCCGAAGACCCCGCGACGCCAAAAAGGAGAGGCCGCCACCCCCACGCCCGCGCGCCCCACGCACUGCUCUCUCCAACCCAGGGCUCUCGCGGCGGCGGCGGAGGAGACCGAGCCCCGCGCCCUGAGCUAGGGUUUUGGCCUCCUGGUGUCCGCCUCCGCCUCCGGCGCGGGUGGGCAUGGAUCUGCCGAGCCUUGCCGUCGUGCUGCGGGCGGCGCUCAGCCACGUCCCCGAGGAGCGCAAGGCCGCAGAGGAGAGCCUCAACCAGUUCCAGUACACUCCACAGCAUUUGGUGAGGUUGUUACAGAUCAUUGUGGAUGGAAGUUGUGAUAUGGCUGUACGCCAGGUUGCAAGCAUUCAUUUCAAGAAUUUUAUUGCAAAGAACUGGUCUCCUAAUGAUCCAGAUGAGUCCCCAAAAGUUUUAGAAAGCGACAAGGCCAUGGUCCGUGAAAAUAUACUUGGUUUUAUUGUUCAAGUGCCCCCUUUGUUAAGAGCCCAGCUUGGAGAAAGUAUCAAAACAAUAAUUCAUUCUGAUUAUCCUGAGCAGUGGCCAAGUCUCCUUCAUUGGGUUACACACAACUUAGAAUUACAAAAUCAAAUUUUUGGUGCUUUAUAUGUGCUAAGGGUUCUUGCUAGGAAAUACGAGUUCAAGUCCGAGGAUGAGAGGAUACCUUUGUAUCACAUUGUAGAGGAGACUUUUCCUCGUCUACUAAGCAUUUUUAGCAAACUGGUUCAGAUUGUCAAUCCGCCAAUUGAAGUAGCUGAUUUAAUCAAGUUGAUAUGUAAAAUAUUUUGGUCGUCAAUUUAUUUGGAGAUACCGAAGCAACUAUUUGAUCCCAAUGUCUUCAAUGCAUGGAUGGUUCUGUUUAUAAACUUGUUGGAAAGGCCAGUUCCUGUUGAAGGUCAACCGAUAGAUCCUGAGAUCAGGAAAUCUUGGGGCUGGUGGAAAGUUAAGAAAUGGACUAUCCAUAUCUUGAACCGCCUCUACACACGAUUCGGUGAUCUGAAGCUUCAGAAGCCAGAAAGUAAAGCUUUUGCUCAAAUGUUUCAAAAGACCUAUGCAGGAAAAAUAUUGGCAUGUCACAUGCAGCUGCUGAAUGCAAUUCUUACUGGUGACUACUUGCCCGAUAGGGUUAUCAAUCUUGUUCUUCAGUAUCUGACUAACAGUGUUACAAAGAACAGUAUGUAUCAGAUGAUGCAGCCUCAGAUUGAUAUACUUCUUUUUGAGAUAAUUUUUCCUCUCAUGUGCUUCAAUGACAAGGACCAAAACUUAUGGGAUGAAGAUCCUCAUGAAUAUGUUCGCAAGGGCUAUGAUAUUAUCGAAGACUUGUACAGUCCCCGAACAGCUGCUAUGGACUUUGUUAGUGAAUUGGUUAGAAAGCGAGGGAAAAACAACCUCCAAAAGUUCAUCCAUUUCGUUGUGGAUAUAUUCAGGAGGUAUGAUGAGGCACCUGCUGAUCUUAAGCCAUAUCGUCAAAAAGAUGGUGCUCUUCUUGCUAUUGGAACACUGUGCGAUAAACUAAAGCAAACAGAUCCGUAUAAAUCUGAGCUGGAGCGGAUGCUGGUUCAACAUGUCUUUCCUGAAUUCAGCAGUCGAGUUGGACACUUGCGUGCAAAGGCGGCUUGGGUUGCUGGGCAGUAUGCCCAUAUCAACUUUUCAGACCCGAACAAUUUUCGUCAGGCUAUGCACUGUAUAGUCUCUGGAAUGCGUGAUCCUGAUCUUCCUGUGCGGGUUGAUUCGGUCUUUGCACUUCGUUCUUUUGUUGAAGCCUGCAAAGAUUUGGAUGAGAUCCGACCUAUACUUCCUCAACUCCUUGAUGAGUUUUUUAAGCUGAUGAAUGAAGUUGAGAAUGAGGAUCUUGUGUUCACCCUUGAAACCAUCGUCGACAAAUUUGGCGAAGAGAUGGCACCAUAUGCACUAGGACUGUGCCAGAAUUUGGCUGCUGCCUUCUGGAGAUGUAUGGCAAGUUCAGAAGCUGAUGAUGAAGCUGAUGAUUCUGGGGCUUUGGCAGCUGUUGGUUGCUUACGAGCGAUCAGCACAAUCCUUGAGUCCAUUAGCAGUCUUCCACAUCUUUUUAUACAAAUAGAACCUACAUUGUUGCCUAUAAUGCGCAGGAUGUUGACAUCUGAUGGUCAAGAUGUUUAUGAAGAAGUUCUUGAAAUUGUCUCGUAUAUGACAUUUUUCUCCCCUACAAUUUCACUGGACAUGUGGAGCUUGUGGCCAUUGAUGAUGGAGGCACUUAAUGACUGGGCUAUAGAUUUCUUUGAGAAUAUUCUUGUUCCAUUGGACAACUACAUUUCCCGUGGAACAGAUCAUUUCCUUGCAUGCAAAGACCCAGAUUAUCAGCAAAGCCUGUGGAAUGCACUACAAUCUAUUAUGAUGGAUGAAAAUAUGGAAGAUUCUGAUAUUGAACCUGCUCCAAAGCUCAUUGAAGUGCUUUUUCAAAAUUGCAAAGGCAAUGUGGAUCCGUGGGUUGAACACUACCUCAGGAUUACUAUUGAGCGGUUACGUCGAACACAGAAGCCAUACUUGAAAUGCCUCCUUGUACAAGUGAUAGCUAAUGCGCUCUACUACAAUCCAUUGUUGACCCUUGAAACUUUAAAUAAGCUUGGGGUUGCAGCAGAUAUUUUUAACCAUUGGUUUGCUAUGCUGCAACAAGUUAAAAAGAGUGGUGCACGGGUCAAUUUCAAGAGAGAGCAUGAUAAGAAAGUUUGCUGCUUGGGCCUGACCUCGCUUAUUGGACUUCCAGCUGAUAAGAUCCCAGCAGAAGCUUUAGAUCGGAUUUUCAAAGCAACACUUGAGCUGCUUGUUGCUUACAAAGACCAAGUUGCAGAAAAUAAGAAGCAAAAUGAGGAGGAUGCUGAUGACAUGGAUGGCUUUGAUGCUGAUGAAGACGAUGAGGAAGUUGAUUCAGAUAAGGAGAUGGGUCUUGAUGAUGAAGAUGGGGAUGAAGUUAGUAGCCUUGAGCUCCAAAAAUUAGCUGCAGAGGCUAGAGGCUUCCUGCCAGCUGACGAGGAUGAUGACUCAGAUGAUGGUUUCAGUGAUGAUGAGGAGUUACAGUCGCCAAUAGAUGAGGUUGAUCCGUUCAUUUUCUUUGUUGAAACUGUCCAAGGUUUGCAAGCAUCUGAUCCUGCAAGGUUCCAGAACCUUAUGCAGACCUUGGAUUUCCGAUAUCAAGCACUUGCUAGUGGCAUAGCUCAGCAUGCUGAGGAAAGGAAAGUUGAAAUUGAGAAAGAGAAAUUGGAGAAGGCAAAUGCACAGUGACGAUAUACAUGGUUCCUUUGAUUGCUUUGCCAUUUGCCGGUAUAGCAUUGGUGGUUGGUCAAUUUGCUGUGAUUUGCCAAUCGCAGGUAAAUGAAUUUUGGAGCCUUAGCCAACCUUUCAAGGGUGGACAAUUUUUAGGCUUGCAAAAUUUUAUCCUUGCGAGAGAAGCCGAUGAUAGAACCAUCUUGGAAAUCUGUCAUUGGCUGCCAUGGCCUGUUGUUGCAGUCUUGUUUGUGCUAGCGUGACACCCAAAGGUUUCUUCUCUCGAGGACAGUUGCUUGCCAUGCUGUUAGGGCCAUCAAUUUUUUGUGGGGGCUUGUAAGAGCAUUUGUUGGAGAACCCCCUCUGGUGGCGGGGUUGCAUUCUCCGCUCAAGUUAACUGUUGGGUGUAGAUUGUAUAUGGUUUCGGUUGUUUAGGCAUGACAUUGCGGUUCCAUGGUGGGGCUGUGGUAUAUGUUUUCUUUUCCUUUUUGCAGGUGGUCAUCAUAUUUGUUUUUUUAUUUGUUGGAAAUGGCAAAGAGAAAUUCGUUAGUUUGAUCUGCGGCGUAACCUUGAUCGCUAUUAAUGUCUAAGUCUAGUGAAAUUAAGAUUAUAAAUGAGCGUUGGAAUGUAUCCAACGUGGUCUUUCCCAUCUUUUACGCGUGCAUGAACAAGAUCUGAGUGUAGAAAUGAACAUUUGCAUCUAGUGAAUUUUGUUUAUGCACGGAAUCCUGUGCAA
This is a messenger RNA of Panicum virgatum (switchgrass), 4018 nucleotides long. Its product is annotated as importin beta-like SAD2. Gene Ontology annotation, cellular component: nuclear envelope; cytosol. Gene Ontology annotation, biological process: protein import into nucleus. The transcript has 22 exons. The record is from RefSeq and is a predicted model, not a curated record. NCBI's taxonomy places the organism in Eukaryota, Viridiplantae, Streptophyta, Magnoliopsida, Poales, Poaceae. Gene Ontology annotation, molecular function: small GTPase binding. The coding region runs from base 214 to 3300 and encodes 1028 amino acids.